Messenger RNA from Peromyscus californicus insignis, 7606 nucleotides. RefSeq names its product KLF transcription factor 7 (gene Klf7). Gene Ontology annotation, molecular function: RNA polymerase II cis-regulatory region sequence-specific DNA binding; DNA-binding transcription factor activity, RNA polymerase II-specific. Gene Ontology annotation, biological process: regulation of transcription by RNA polymerase II. NCBI's taxonomy places the organism in Eukaryota, Metazoa, Chordata, Mammalia, Rodentia, Cricetidae. The record is from RefSeq and is a predicted model, not a curated record.
AAGCGAUCGCGAGAAAAAAAAAUGCAACCUCCCAAAAUAAAGAGCAAAGAUUGCAUUAGGAGCGAACAGCGCUGCAGAUAUAGAUGGCAGCUUCGUGUCAGUGAGUUUGCGUCCCCCUGCCUGAUCCACGAGCUGGAGUGAUUAGAGCCCUGGAAGGGAAUUGUUACUCCCGUGAAGUCCCCUUUUCCUGGCAGUCAUCUGCACUGUACACGCUGGAUCCCUCUCUCCAUCCACCCCACUCACUCGCUCCUCUCUCACCUCCUCUCUCUCUCUCCUGCAUUGAUUUUUUUUUUUCUCUCCUUUUUUUAGUUGACUGAAACAAAACAAAACAAAAGGGCCACUGGAUGUCUGCCUUCUUGGGGGGUGAGCCAGACAGACUGACAAACAAACAGACCCAGCUGAGCUCGGGGGAGGGUUUCUCCUCCGGUUUUGCCCGGCAGCAGCAGCAUGGACGUGUUGGCUAGUUAUAGUAUAUUCCAGGAGCUACAACUUGUCCACGACACCGGCUACUUCUCAGCUUUGCCAUCCCUGGAGGAGACCUGGCAGCAGACAUGCCUGGAGUUGGAACGCUACCUCCAGACAGAACCCCGACGGAUCUCUGAGACCUUUGGUGAGGACUUGGACUGCUUCCUCCACGCCUCUCCUCCCCCGUGCAUUGAGGAAAGCUUCCGGCGCCUAGACCCCCUGCUGCUCCCAGUGGAAGCCACCAUCUGUGAGAAGAGCUCCGCAGUGGACAUUUUGCUCUCUCGGGACAAGUUGCUAUCUGAGACCUGCCUCAGCCUCCAGCCAACCAGCUCUUCUCUAGACAGCUACACAGCGGUCAACCAGGCCCAGCUCAACGCAGUGACCUCAUUAACGCCCCCCUCAUCCCCUGAGCUCAGCCGCCAUCUGGUCAAAACCUCACAGACUCUCUCAGCCGUGGAUGGCACGGUGACGUUGAAACUGGUGGCCAAGAAGGCUUCCCUCGGCUCGGUGAAGGUGGGAGGGGUGGCGGCGGCGGCGGCAGCCGUGACACCAGCUGGAGCAGUUAAGAGUGGACAGAGCGACAGUGAACAAGGAGGGGUAGGGGCUGACACAUGCCCCGAAAACAAGAAGAGGGUCCACCGCUGUCAGUUUAACGGGUGCCGGAAAGUUUAUACAAAAAGCUCCCACUUAAAGGCCCACCAGAGGACUCACACAGGUGAGAAGCCUUACAAGUGCUCAUGGGAAGGAUGCGAGUGGCGUUUUGCACGGAGCGAUGAGCUCACAAGGCACUACAGGAAACACACAGGUGCAAAGCCCUUUAAGUGCAACCACUGUGACAGGUGUUUCUCCAGGUCUGACCAUCUUGCUCUCCAUAUGAAGAGACAUAUCUAAACAAAACAAAACAAAACAAAACAAAAACAAAAGUAACCAACAACAACAAAAACAACGAAACACCGUCAAGGCCAGAGUUGCCAUGGCAUCAGCCAGUGUCCAAAGGAAAGGCCGUGAGGCAGAGGGCUGGACUUCAGGCGGGGAGCGCUGCCUCGCAGAAGAAAGUUCUCGCUUACAAACCUCUGUGUACAUACUUGUACACGCACACGUACACACACCCUCUCACACACAGACCCACACACAGACCCACUGUCAUGCACUCAACUAUAUUUAAAGUAUAUACGUCUAUUUCUUAUGCCUUGCCCUAGCCAGAUGGUAGAAGACGAAGAAGGAAGGCAGGCAAACUCAGCGAGGUGCUGGCUGCUGACUCCAGCACUAUUGGAAUUACUUCCCGCUGUUACCAAUGGAAAAAAAAAAAAAAAAAAAGAAAGAAAAGCAAAUGGAUGUCUCCAUGGUGGCCGGCAGUACGAGGGGCUUACAUAACUGCUUCUCAGUGCAACUUGAUAAGAGAAUCCAACAUCUCAUGGUUGCAUAUGUGUAGCACUAACGUUUCUUUUUAAGUAGUUGGGGGAAAUUGACCUAGAAAACCAAAUUGCAGUUUGGUAGCCAAACUUAACUCCUGGUUUAUUUGUCCUUUGUGUGUGAAAAGUCCUACUAUUCCGUGCGUCACACUUCCUCCCGGAACUCUCGGUCGGUUUUGGUUCUUCUUAGGACCACUGAGAUCUUUUGAGUCGGUACCAACGGCCUUAGCGGCGGCAGACUAUGGAUUCACAUCUUACACCUUUCUGGCCUGCAUCUCUCUAGACUUCACUCUCAAGGGAGGAAUUUUCUUUUCUUACCUUUUUGACUCUCGCACAUCAUAUGCACUAGGGAUUCUGGAAACUUCUAGCAUGACUGCAAAGUGGCCAAGAGAAUAAAGUCCUUGAUGAUAAGUCACAGUACACCCCUUGAGCCUCACCUCCUUGCCAGUGCUAGAUUUUUUCUUUUUAAUCUCUCUGAUUUUUGCUAAUGGAAACUUGAAAAAAAAAAAAAAAAAGCUUAUUUGGAAGCUUAAAUGUUUUAUCUUUUCUCCAUGGACUAAACCUCUCCAGGACUCUCCCGGAACCUGGAUGUCCAGCUCUCGAAGCAGCCAAUCAGAUGGGACAUCACAGUUCUCUCAUCCCUCCUUGAGGCGUGAUGACCUCAGCUCACAGUGAGCAGCUCCUGUGCUGUGUCACUGUCACCACGCUAACCAGUUACAGCAUAGAUGUCACUAGUCUCAAAGGGCAGCUGCGCAUUUACUCUAACUCUGGGUUAUGACCUGACAAAAAGCCAAAAAUAAUCACUCUGUCCAGGAGUGGAGGAAUCUGAGGGUGCCUCCCAAGUCUAGAGGCUUCACAAAACAUCAUCCCAUCCCUUCCCUCUUACCCACUGAGCUCAUGGUACCCACUUGUUAAAUACAUAUUUCAACAUCCCAUUGUGGGAAUGAAGGCUGUCCAUGUAGGAAAGGAUGGAGGUGUCUCUCUUGUGAUGUGUCUAGGGCUUGGGGGGUGCUUUCUUUGGGGGGAGGGGAACUGGUUCUUUUGGCUCGGCCCACCAUGGCUUGUGACCUAAAGCACCCAGGAUCAACAGAGGCCUCAUAUUUACUCUGAAAGCUGACUCCAAGGGGAUUGUAUUGCUCACUUGCAUUUCAUACACAUACAUCCAAUGUUGAUUUCUAUCUUCCCGAAUUCUUAGCUAGCUGGCACUGGUCUAAACUCCAAAGACUGCCUUUAGGACCAUCAAAUGUCCUAUGCAAGCAAGCGGGGUGGUUAUUAGGGCAGAUUGUAUAUUUUGUAUAUUCUGGGACCAUCCCUUCAAGACAUGUCUAACAAACAAAAAUGGCAUUUGGUCCACACAUGGUUGCUGCUCCUGCAUACCAGCUGGCUCCCUCCCGCCCUCCUCUGACGGCUUGACUCAUUGACUGUUAAAAUGCGACCCCGUGCAUAUUUGGGAUGCAAAACUGAAGUCUUUGAAAGGAAAUAAUAGUAACAAUAUAAGCCACACAAACACACAAUGACAGCAACCUUCAGGAUCCUUGGCGCUUGGGUUCUCAGCUUUCUACAACUUUGUUUCACUGAAAUGUUGAAUCUACUCGUCUGAGGGUGAAGGGACCUCCUUGUCACAAAUGCUAUAGCUUCCAGUUGGACACUUGGAGCAUUUUGAGGUCUGGCCUUUAGAAUUUUCUUUUUUCUUUUACUUCUUUUUUUAUUUCAAUUUAGACCAAAAAUAAAUAAUAAUAAUAAUAAUAAUAAAAGAAACCACCCUGAACACACAUACACACACACACACACACACACACACACACACACACACACACACACACUCCAUUUGCCAGAAGCAAUUAUGUAUAUGUUAGUUGGAGGGUAUUAAAGAAAAAAAAAGAAAUCUGUUUUAUUCCAAAGAUUUAAAAGUGGACAUGACUUAGAUACUGGAGCACUGCUUACUGACAAUCUCAUUCUCUCCUACAUUUGAGUGCAUUUUGCAGCCAGUCCAUCAGGGCAAACCAUGGGAUUAUAUUUGAAUGUGUGGUGCAUCCUUUUCGGAUGAAGGAUGUGUGAGGGACCUUGAACCUCAGCUGUAUGGAACUGUAGCACCUCCAGUCCGUGCACUAGAUGAAACUUUAGACUACCCGAAUUCUGUUGCUUUGUUUCUUUCCCCUUUCUGCAGCCCCCAGCAUGAAUGCACGCACACGCCAGGGAUGGCAUUAAGCCAUGGCUGCCACGAUUUACCGAUGUUCUCUCCCAGGCUGGGGCUGCUCUUGCUCUCAAAAUGUUACUACUAAGGUUUAUAGUACUUAAUUUAAAUUUUGUACGGAUCAAUGCAAGGCCCUAUUUAAAAAGGAAAAAAAAAAAAGAGAAAAAGAAAGAAAGAAAAAAAAUACGCAAAAGAGUUAUCGUUGCUCUCUGUCCCUCGUCACCCGUGGUUUCAUUGGAAUGUGGCGGAACAAAGGCUCCUUGGUCCUCUUUGGUGUCGGAAAUGUUUGGUAAUUUCUCUUUUGUAUCAGUGAGGUCCUUUGUAAUCUGCUCCUGUCCUCUCUCGGAGCAGGGUGCCCUGAGAUGCCAUGAUGGUGCUUGCUUGCUUCAGAGUCCUUUGCUGACUGUGGGAAUUGGCCUGAGAAUUUGGUAGGUGCUAAGCACGUGGCUUUGAAUCUGUUCUUCUUGAGCCCCACUGGACACCUGUGGAGGAUAACCGGCCCUCAGCGUGGGGUGGGCAGCCCUUGGACCUUUUAGAAAUAGGUUUGUGAGAAACCAUCAGUCCUUUCUCAAAUUUCAGAGGUGGUCUCUUGGAGCCUCUGGGGGCAGGGGAAGCAGGUUUUCCAAGAAAUAACCUCAACAUAUAUUUUGCUCCCAGGAGGACUGGUUAUCUGGAAUGAUGUAAUGGACAUUGGAAACACAAAAUCCCUUUCACUAUUUAAAACAUUACCUCCCAGCAGUCCAAGGGAUCUCAAAUUUGAAAGGACAAACUUGGCAUAGUGUGUCAUAGGCUGUCCUCGGGCACUCUAUCCAGGGUCCAGAGUUGGCUGCGUAGAAGACGUGUUUAAAGCCACUGGCGAUUUCUUUACUUCAAGUUACGCCUCUGUCUCCUCCACAAGACCGUCAGGGAUGUGGAGACCUGACGUUGUAAUGCUGCUCCUUGCUCCUGGCCUCCUGGCCCACUGUCGGCUCACUGGCCCAGCUUCAUGCCUCACGGUGAUGAGCAUUUUGUCCAGAAAAAAAAACGAGAGAGAGAGAUGUUUGAAUUCCAUGAUAAAGCUGCAUUUUUGUAAAACUAUUGGAGACCCCAAAAAUGACCUUCAUGCUGGCCAUUUUCCCGUCCUUCCCAAAUUCCUUCAUAGAGUCCUUCCAACACUCCUCUCUCCCCGCCAUCACCUCCCCACGCGCACCUCCUCUACCUUCUUUCAUCUUUAAUUGCCUGAUGAUAACAGGGUAAAAAGACAGCCAACCUCAUGCCUGAUGAGCAGAAUGGAUUCUUAGGGUUUUGUUUUGUUUUGUUUUAAUUUUAUUUUUUAAAAUCUUCUUUGAAAUCAGAGAAGAGCUUAUUUGGGGACUUGAAUUUGGGAUAAACUUCCAAAUGAUCCAUGUCUAUUUGCAUCCAAGGGAAAAUAAUUGGGGUUGGGGUUUGGGGCUAACCCCAUGCAUUCAGAACAUCCUGCCUGCAGCCUCCACUCCUGCCUGCCGUGGGAAAGCCCAAAGACACAGAUUGCCAGGGCAGACCUCAGUGAUUGUUUUUGAUAGUUCUGAGUGAUUUCCUUUCUGGAAGUCACUUCGUAAUGUACAAGCAGGAACUACUUUUCUCUCCUCUUUUGCGUACGUUGCUCCAAAAGGACAAAGGUGGGUAGCAUGUAAUCCAUUUGAGCACACAAAUCAUCUGUUUUCUCUCCCUUGAAAAACUGAGAAACAAAAAGACCCCCCACAUCCACAUAUGACUGAAAUCUUGCACCCAGAAUAUUUAGUCCAAAUGGAAAUUUAGUAAGUCGGACCUGGCUGAAAUAAAUUCAUGAAAAUUUCCCCUCAAAUUUUUCUCUAAGCGGCAGAAGUUGGGGCAGGAGGAUCCCUUGUUCUGAGUGUCCUGGUUGCAUUUCGGGAAACAUGGGUGAUACUUCAUUUGGAACUGGAGGGCCCAGCCCGAGUGUGCUUUGCUGCCUUCCUGAUGGCCUGUUUUUCUCUCUGAGGAUCUUUGGAAGCAUUUGGGAUGACAGAAAUAUGUCAAAGGAAGCAAAGUCUGCUCCUAUGAAGUGUGGUGUCUGAUGACUAACUAAUGCCUGAGGCUUCAGGGUUCCUUGUUUUUAACACUUCAGUCUCCUCUCUCGGUUCCUCUAACAGAUCCCAGAAAGGGUAUAACUAAGCUGCAGUUAACCUUGUGUGCAUCCUUCCAAUAGAGUACUGUAUUCUUCGGGUGUUCUGUAUUUGCGUGUAAAUCCUCGGGAAACAGGUAUCCAAAAUGAGAGUGAAAUCAAGGCUGUCACGUCAGAAAUAUCCCAAACAAGAUACUCUUUCAAAACAGGGCUCCCUCUCUGUGGUCAUGAGGGAAGGUUGAUGUGUUCUUGGUUGGGGACCAUUUAUACGAUUUUUUUCAACUGUGAGCUUUGACCCCAGCUUCGACCCCAGCUUCUGUCUACUGCCAUAAAAAAAGGACCCCACAUCAGAAUAAUGAGGGUGGUGUGUGUGCACACACCUUCAUGGGUGUGCAUAUGUACCUACUGUACCUUCACAGAAGGAAAACAGGCUACUGAGGUAAAGAGGGGUAGCCACCAGUGCCUAAUCUCUUUUGGGGGGGGAUGAAUGCUUCUAAUGCCAGUAUAUAAAAACCACACCACUGGGAGUUAGUUCCAUGUACAGGGGAGGAGCAGUGGGCGGGGGAAGGGGACAUUUUAACCCUAGCCCUUGGGACCAGAGGCAGAACACUUUCUGUAAAUCGGGUCCUGAAGAUUUGGGGGCUCGUGGGCUGGUUCUUUUGUGUUUGCUUCCCAGCAUGCAUUUCCUGACCCGAGCUCAGAUAGUUUGAUUUCUUCCGUUCUCGCUUCUGCUCCAUUCUAGGGAGGGAAAGUGCACCUGUUAGGGCCCAGAUCUCCUUGCUGACACAGAGGCAACAGUAAACGUUGAGCGUGUUUCGGAGCCUCUCUCCCUUCCCUCGCACACCACCACGCCACCCCAGCACCCUCACUCCUGCUCAUACGCCAUGACUCCCCGGGCACCGUGACUUUCCUUUCCACUCUAUCGUCCUCUUCACAGUUGCUUGAAGAAAUUUAAUUUUGCACUAUCCAUUUUCAUUUUGCCGGACGUGUCUAGCAAACGUGUUUGGAAAGACUUGCCCCCAGCCCCUCCCCUCCCCUUCCCCCCCACCUCCCCGUCACAUUCUCUCAGGCCUUCUCUGGUAUUUAUAAUAUAUCACAGAAGUACCCAGUCUUAUAGCCCUCGGUUAUGCCUUUUUUUGACAUUUUAUUUUUUUUAAGCUUUUUAUAUAUAUAUAUAUAAAUAUAUUACUUUGUCAAGUUUUUUUGCUGUACAAAAGUCUUAAGAUUUAAAACUAUUAUUUGUAUUAUAUGAUGGUGGUAUGUUAAUGUUACAAAAUUAUUAAUGAAGAAAAAAUUUAUUUUUGUUACUGGUCUGUUUCAUAAUUCUUUUUUAAAUUGGUAUAUUGUAAGAUAUCUAUGCAAAAAUGUUAUGUGACGCAUUUUUAUUUAAGAAUGUAAUAUGUGUAAUAAACAGUAGAAUGUGUUUGGCCUUGG